UUUACUUCUCGACUUAAUUUCACUUUCCCUCACGUUUGACGCAAACCGUCGCUCGCGAUUCAAAUCUAUAUCGUAUAGCGUAGGAACGUAGUCAAGGCAAUUACCAGUGCUGCAUGCUGGUCGCGGAUUGGAAGAUUCGGUGGAAGCUCGGACUCCCCUCGUUCUCGAUCGCCCGAAACUAAUAUACUUUAGGUGCUCAGUUCGCUAACAUUCUGUGCUUGCAGGUUCUCCAUCAGACUCCACCAAACAUGUCUUUCAAGAUAUCCCUCGCCGCCGGGAUCAAAUCUCAACUCGGGUCGAAGGCGCGAGCGGAAGAAGGCGAGAAAGCUCGCGAAGAAGACCGUCCCCGGAAACGAGGGCUCGCCGAAUUUUACGAAGGAGAGGAUUCCGAUGAGCGCGCAGACGACGCGACAGUCCCAGGCCGAGGCAGCUCCUUGGCCAGCUCAAAGAACGAUGCGCAUACACCUUUAGUGCCCCAAGGACCCAAGAGACAUUUCGCGGAACGAACUCGAUCUACAGUGAGCGGCCCAGGAACACUCGAGCAGGAUCCUCUACUUCCUUUUGGGGGUCCAAAUAACCCAGGGAACCGUCUCGCAAGAUCUGGACUUGGCAGUCAGCAGUCUUCUUUGACCCAGGACAAUAUUGAACCACCAGAUGCAUAUACGACAGUCGUUGCAAAAUUGUCGAACCUCCCUCCAGCAAUGGAUCAACAGGCUGUAGAGAAGGUAUUCGUAGAUUAUCCAGCACUGAAGAUCGCCCAGGUCGAAAAGAUGCCUCCGCCAGGACCCACGCAGAGAGGCCGGCCAGCCGCAGCAAUGAAGGUGACAUUCGUUCAAGAUGCUACAGCCCGCGAUCUGGACGCCGCUAUCAACAAAUUGAACGACAAGCUCUACCUUGGCCGUGGAUACUACUUGCACAUCGAUCGCUAUCUGGGCGCACUCAUGGCCAACAGGGAACACAUCAAAGAGCCCUUUGGCGCCGAGUGGAAGGAGGUAGAAGCGCCCAAGGGGGUCGCACCCACUGAGGAUAUUGGAGGGGCUACAGGACGUACCUAUUCACGCGUAGGCGAAAGGCCUCAGGAGCGACUGGUUGUGACCGUCCGUCAACCAACGGAUAUCUCCAUGCUCAGGCUCAUCCAUCAGACCAUUGAUCUUGUCAUCCAGGGAGGGCAGGAGGCCGAGGCUGCCCUAAUGAAUAUCCCUCACGUCGCAUCGGAUGAGCGAUAUGCCUUUCUCUACGACCAGAAUCAUCCAAACAACAUAUACUAUCGAUGGAGAAUGUAUCGUUUGCUAUGUCCCGAAGGGCCAAAGGAAAUCUUCAGAGGCUAUGGUGAUUGGGAAUUCCAGGGUCGCCCAUUAGAAGACGAGUUCGCCACGAAGUUGCACCAUCUCGACCCCGAUGAAGAGGACAUUGACGUAGAUGGAGGCGAAGACAUGAAUGUGGGACUUACCAAUAUGGCCACGGGGGUAUUGGAUGUCAAAUCACGCACGUACCUCAUCUGGUUAUUGAAAACCAUUCCGCCAAUGCAACCACAGGUCCAUGAAGUUGCAGGCGUCACCGCAUUCGUCCUUGACCAUUCUAAUCAAGGCAUUGACGAAAUUGUUCAGCACCUGAUUACCAACAUCUUUGAGCCAUUCUCUUUAUCAAAGACGAAGGAAAACCAUCGCCCCGACGAUCCCAGGCGCCGAAAGCAACUGCAGGACGCUUCGUUGAACGGGCUUCGUAUCGUGUCAGAUGUUGCAGAAGUAACAUCCCGAGAAGGUGGCGCCUGGAAGUACCGUGAGAGUAUCGGACAGCAACUGCUCAAACGUGGCGUAUUCGAACAUUUGGACAAGCUUCCCGGCCGCCUGGAGAUGGGCCGUGCAUCGGAAGCAGGAUUUCGAAAUGAUGUGAAUUUCGUCAUCAACACCUGGAAUGACAACGUCCUAUUCACAAGGGAUAUUGUUCAAAAAUUCCGUGAUGCAUUCAAUCUGCGUGUGCAGGAACAAGAAAAGGAAGUGGAGGCGAGGAAGCAAGCCGAGAGGAUGGAGAAGGCGAGGAAGGCACCAUCCACCUGGACGAAGACCACAGGUAUGAAUGUAUCAACCGACAAUGGCGAUGAACCAUUGAUAGACAUAGACAUAGACAUAGACGGCGGCGAUGAAGCAGGCGAUGUUGUACCAUUUCUGGAUACUAAUGAAAAUGAACAGGUACUCACAACAGAUCAGGGUCAGGGCAGUCUUCCGAGACCACCUUCUACUCCUCCCCAGGAGGAGAACCAGAAACGCUACAACCCCCCCACGCAGGAGCAAAGGCAAGCAUACCUAUCCUCGGAAAAAACUUCCGUCCAGGAGGCGACCACCAAUUCGAAGUCCCAGCCCAGUGGCUAUGGAACAAGCCCAACGUCAGGGGAGACGACGGCGGUUCGGGCUCGAAGAAGACGGCCAAGAGCGGAGGACUUCCUGGAGGACUACUGAGCUCUUCUGGCUCCACCCUGUCACCAGAUGUGGAUUCAGAUCCUCCAGGCCUCACUUUUUCGGAUGGCAGCGUAUUGGACACGGAAUCAACAGACGAAGCGGAUGAUGCACCACGUGGCGAUAUCAAGCCCGCAGAAGACGACGAUGAUGAUUCCGACUAUAGCGACAUGUUCGUUUUCAAGACCUAGGAUACAUGAGGAUGUGUGGACGCAAGUGCACUCAUGGUACUAUGUUUGAUACCCAAAAGGAUUGAGUGGCAAGGGGGGUAAUGACGGAAUGAUUGAUUGUACGUACUUUGGAAAGGUUGGAAUCACAACUCAUAAUGAAAUGAAGGUCGUCUG
Aaosphaeria arxii CBS 175.79 is the source of this 2797-nucleotide messenger RNA. RefSeq lists its product as uncharacterized. Gene Ontology annotation, cellular component: nucleus. Lineage: Eukaryota; Fungi; Ascomycota; Dothideomycetes; Pleosporales. The transcript has a single exon. The coding region runs from base 249 to 2456 and encodes 735 amino acids. The record is from RefSeq and is a predicted model, not a curated record. Gene Ontology annotation, biological process: RNA processing. Gene Ontology annotation, molecular function: RNA binding.